AUGAAAAAAUUAAAAUAUGAAAGUUUAUGGGAAUCUCAUAAACAUGAUAAAACAUUUUCUGAUGCAAUUGAAGUGAGUUUAUAUCGAUUACAAAAAAAAAAAUUGUUAAUUGACUCUACUGAAGAUGAAAUAUCUGAUCAAUCUACUCGUCUUGGAGUUAAGAUAUUUAAAGCUAUAAUGAAUGUAAGAAAGAGUUUUUUAAUGAAGGAAAAAUUAAAAGAACUUAAUGUCAAACUCAAAGGGAGUAAAAAAGAAGAAGAAGAAAUAAGUGAAGAUGACAUACAAAAUGAAUCCAUGUGCAUUGAUCAUCAACAAGUGUCAGAAACAUUACACAAACAUCAAAAGUCUUCUGUCUCUGAAAUUUCAGAGAGUGAAUCUGAUGUUACUGAAAUGAAUAAUGAUCAAACGUUAAACAACUCUACUUACUCACUUGGAUAUGAUGAAGAAAUUGAAGAAUAUUCAACGAUAGACGAGAAUCAAAUGUUAUUGUCUAAUGACAAUAACAAAUUGAAAAACACUUCAUCAGCUGUAAAUUUAUCAGCACAAAACAUACAACAAGUUGCUGCAGGUGGUGUUAAAAGAAAACUGAUGGACAAUGACAGUAAUUUACCAACAACACAAAAUAAACGACUAUGUGUAGUUGAAACAUCAACUUUAAUGGAAACCAACCAACCUAGACCAAGAUGUGCUCCAAAAAAUGACGAAUCAAAAGAAAAAACUUUAGAUAGAAGUUUGCAUAAUGAACAAAAUGCAUGGAAACCAACAGCACGUUUGCAAAUAAAUAACAUAACUGCUGAUUAUAAAACACAAGAACUUUAUAAAAAAAUACGUUGUAUAUUGAAUAAACUAACAGCAGAAAACAUGGAUAAAUUGACUCAACAAGUUAGAGACUUAAAUAUUGAUUGUCAUGAAAAAUUAAAAGGUUUUGUUGAUUUAAUUUUUGACAAAGCUGUUGACGAACCAUAUUUCGCAGCGAUUUAUUCAAUGAUGUGUAAAAAAUUAGCAGACAUGCAAGUUGAUAUGAGACAAGAAAAUAAAACAAAUUUUCAUACUUUAUUAUUAGAACGUUGUCAACAUGAAUUUGAAAGUGCUUCUGUUAAUAAAAGUGAACGUAAUGCUAAACUUAAAGAAAUUGAUAAAUGUAAUGAUAUUGAACAGAAAAGAAAACUAAUAGCAUUACUUAAUGAUGCUGAUAGUCUCUCAUGCAGAAAAGCAGUUGGUAAUAUUAGAUUUAUUGGUGAAUUAUUUAAACAAGAUAUGAUUAGAAUUUCCAUUAUCGAUAGAUGUAUAAAAGAUUUAUUUGCAACACCAGUUGAUUACAAUAUUGAAUGUCUUUGUAAAUUGUUAACAACAGUUGGUGCAAAGCUAGAAAAUUCAAAGAAUAAUAAUUUUGAUUACUAUUUUCGUCGAAUGUCUUCAUUAGCCAGUAAUAAAAAACUAAGCUCAAGAGUUAGAUAUAUGGUUCAGUAUGUUAUUGAUUUAAGAGCACAAAACUGGAUACCAAAAAGAGAUGAUGAGAGUUAUCCAACAAUAAUGAAUCAAUUCAAUAACAAUGGCAGUCAACAAUAUCAGAUAGAAAGUUCAUGGGAGCCAACAACACGUUUUCAGACAUGUAGAAUAACUGAUGAUUCGGAAACACAAACACUUGCAAAAGUACAUUGUAUAUUGAUCGAGUUAACACCAGAAAACGUUGAUAAACUGGCUCAACAAAUUAAAGAUUUAAAUAUUAAUACACAUGAAAGAUUAGAAGGUGUUGUUGAUUUAAUUUUUGACAAAGCUAUUGAUGAACCAAAUUUUGCAUCAGUAUAUGCAUUGAUGUGUAAAAAAUUAUCCGAAAUGAACACUAAUGUCGUUGAUAUAAGACAAGGAAAUAAAAUAGAUUUUAAAACUUUAUUAGUAACACGUUGUAAACAUGCGUAUGAAAGUGUUUUUGUUAAUCAAGUUGCACGUCGUGAUAAACUAACAACAUUACUUAAUGAUGCUGAUCGUCUCUCAUGUAAAAAAGCAGUUGGUAUUAUCCGAUUAAUUGGUGAAUUAUUCAAACAAGACAUAUUUAGAGUUGGCGCUAUUGAUAGAUGUAUAAAACAUUUGUUAACAACACCAGUUGAUUACAAUAUUGAAUGUGUUUGUGAAUUAUUAAAAACAGUUGGUGAUGAAGAAAUAAGCUCAAGAAAUAGAUUUAUGAUUCAAGAUGUUAUUGAUUUAAGAGCCCGAAAUUGGAAACCAAAAAGAGACAAAGAUAAUUCAAUGAUAAUGAACCAAUCGAAUCGUAAUGUCAGUCACCAAUAUCAUACAAAAAAUGCAGAGAAAGCAACACCACGUUUGCCAAAAUGUAACAUAACUGAUGAUUCUUCAACACAAACAUUUUAUAAAAAAGUACGUGAUAUAUUGAAUAAAUUAACACAAGCAAACAUUGAUGAAUCGACUCAACGAAUUAAAUCAUUAGGUAUUAAUUCUCAUAAGAAAUUAAAAUGUGUUGUUGACUCAGUUUUUGAGAAGGCUAUCGAUGAACCAAACUUCACAGCAGUAUGUGCAGCAGUAUGUGAACAUAUGCGGCAAAAAUUGUCCCACGAACAAAUUUUUGAUGAUGAUAUAAAACAAAGUAACAAUAAAAAACAAGGACAGCGCUUGAUAACAUUUCAAACAUUAUUAUCGGUACGUUGUGAACAUGAAUUUGAAAGUGCUACUGUUAAUGAAACUGCUAGUCGUAAUAAACUUAAAGAAAUUGAGAAAUGUAAUGACAUGAAAAAGAAAAAAAAACUAAGAGCAUUACUUAAUGAUGCUGAUCAUCGUUUAGUUCGUUAUUAUAAAUUUAUCGGUGAAUUAUUUAACCGCGAGCUUCUCAAAAAAAUUUUUUUAAAAAAAUAUGCAAAUUAUUUAUUGACAAUACCAAAUGAAAGAAAAAUUGAAUGCAUUUGUGAAUUAUUAAAAAAAAUUGGUGCAACGCUGAAAAAAUCAAAGGAUAAUUAUUUCAAUUGGCAUUUUUCAAAAAUGGCUUUAUUAGCUCGUAAUAAAAAAUUAAGCUCUAGAGUUAGAUCUCUACUUCAAGAUGUCAUUGAUUUAAAAGCACGAAAGUGGAAACCAAAAAAAGAUAAAGUUAAUACAAUGAGUCAAGUUAGUAAAGAACGUAGACCAUCAAAAAAAGAUGAUAAAAAUAUUGAAGGUGUACUUAAAACAAAGGCAACUAGCAAUGAACCAACAGAAUUACCAACAGAAGUAAACAAACAACCAUAUGCUGUUGCAACAUCAACUUCAAUGGAAGCCAACCAGCAGACAUCAAUUGCAUUACCUGGAUCAAGUUGUACUAAUGCUCCGAUAAAUGACAGAUUAGAUGACAAAAGAUCGGAUGUGUAUAAUGAUUUGCCUCAAAGUCCAGAGCUUGAAACAACAGCAACAAAUCUGUUAUCAACAUCACGUCUUCACUUUCUAUAUUCACAGCUCGAUGAACAAAUUAAGACUCUCAUUAAUAUAGCUAUCUAUCAAUUCGAUGAUAAAUUCGAUCAUUUAGAUUAUUCAGAAUUUAUACGUAGGUCACUUGAAGUGACUAUGUUGGAAUCAUUGAAUAUUCGUGAAAAAUACUGGAGCUUUAUUGCUAAGUUGAUAACCGACAAUGUAUUCCCACUUGAAUUAUUCCAAUCAGAAUAUGAUAAAAUGUUUGAAGAAAUAAACGACGUUUCUCCUAUAUUCUGGACGUACAAAGCUGAAAUACUGAAAAUAUUAGUGAAGCGGGGUGCACAUCCGAUCAAAGAAUUAAAACGUACGACAUCAGUACUCAAAAAAAAAGGUCUUGUUGGUAAUCUGGUCGGUGAAUUACUUAAAAUAUUAUUAGCAAGUGAAGGUCAAACAUCAAUUACUGACAAAUGGAAUAACAGCGGUAUUGAAUGGACUGAUUUAUUUGAUACAUCACUCGAAGAUCCAGAUGAUAUUAUUAAAAAAUAUAAUUUACAGUUUUUAACAUUGGGUAAAACAGACCCAUUAAACGAACAGUUAUUGAAAUUAUUACGUGAAAGUGAUAUUGCCAAUACAAUAAAAUGGAUAACCGCAACUGUUGGUGAAGAAAAAUCAAGAACACCAAAAUUUGUCAGAAUACUUUUUACAUUAUUAUUAGAAUCAGGUAUUGAGACAAAAUACUCUUUUGAUAAGAGGAAUUUUUAUCAACCAAAUCGUUUAAAAAUUAUAAACCUCUUACCUCUUAUGAAAGAUUAUAUUGAUGAUAAUCUAGAAUCAGAAUUACAAUGUUUAUAUGCAUUGACCGAUGUUAAUCACAGAUGCAGAAACCCCCCAGGUUUUGUGUAUGAUAUAAUUAAAGAACUACAUCAAAAGGGUAUUAUAUCACUCAGUGCCUUUUCUGUAUGGCAUAAUGGAACUGCCACUACAUCUGAGUUAAUAGGUCACGAUGAAGCCAAAUGGAAUUUACUUUGUCAAUCAUUCUGGAUCAAGUUCCAAAACCGUGAUGAUUAAAGUUCAUUCUA
Aphidius gifuensis is the source of this 4472-nucleotide messenger RNA. RefSeq lists its product as uncharacterized. NCBI's taxonomy places the organism in Eukaryota, Metazoa, Arthropoda, Insecta, Hymenoptera, Braconidae. The record is from RefSeq and is a predicted model, not a curated record. The transcript is spliced from 12 exons. Bases 1 to 4461 code for a protein of 1486 amino acids. Gene Ontology annotation, molecular function: translation initiation factor activity; protein binding; mRNA binding. Gene Ontology annotation, cellular component: eukaryotic translation initiation factor 4F complex.